Molecule: messenger RNA, 1010 nt
Organism: Pocillopora verrucosa
Lineage: Eukaryota; Metazoa; Cnidaria; Anthozoa; Scleractinia; Pocilloporidae
Product: 3-mercaptopyruvate sulfurtransferase-like
Cellular component (GO): mitochondrion
Molecular function (GO): thiosulfate-cyanide sulfurtransferase activity
Source: RefSeq, a predicted model, not a curated record
UAAAUCUCGAAUCAAUUUUAUUGUAUUUGGGGUACUUGUUUUCUCUUCGUCACUAUGUCUGUGCAGACCCUUCUUAAAGCCCAGGGGCUUCGCCAACUGAUGCUUCAAAACACAAAAUGUAUGCGGCUUUUGGAUGCGUCCUGGCAUCUCCCAUCAGAAAAUCGUAAUCCAAAGGACGAAUUUUUAGCUCAUCGGAUCCCAGGGGCUAAGUUUUUUGACAUAGACGAAUGUGUCGACAAGUCAUCACCUUAUGAGCACACGUUACCGAAAACCGAAGAUUUCUCAAAUUACGUUCGAAGUCUAGGAAUUAACAACGAUAGCCAUGUUGUUGUUUAUGAUCACAGUAAAGUUGGGUUAUUCUCGGCUCCUCGAGUUUGGUGGAUGUUCCGUGCAUUUGGGCACGAUCGGGUAUCGAUUUUGGAUGGUGGAUUUUUAAAGUGGAAGGCCGAGUCUGAUUACCCUAUUUCAUCAGGUCCAGAGGAUGUAGUCGAAAUUGAAGCAGAUGGUGAACCAUUCAAAGCUACCUUAAAUCCAGGCAUGUUCUGUGACUUUGAUUUUGUGAAGGCCAAUUUUUCAGACCCACACAUACAAGUAGCCGAUGCACGAUCUCCUGGCAGGUUCCUUGGAACUGAAACAGAGCCACGCCCAAACUUUCCAUCUGGUCAUAUUCCACAUUCAAAAAGUCUCCAUUAUGCCAAAUUCUUAGAACCCGAAACAAAGCUAAUGAAAGAUCCAGAGGAGUUGAAAAAAGUAUUUGAUGAAGCAGGAAUUGAUCUUCAAAAUCCACUUGUUACAACCUGUGGGUCAGGAAUCACAGCUUGCAUCAUAGCUUUAGGAGCACAUCUAUGUGGAAAGAGGGACACUAUGGUGUAUGAUGGGUCAUGGGUGGAGUGGGGACAGCGAGCUUCUCCAGAUAUGAUAGAAAAGAAUUAAUCGCACACCCUUUUGGUCCAAGGCAGACCUGAUAACAAAAAGUGUACCAUAAAAAAGUAAAUUUGAAGGGGAGAGGG